UCGCGGAUGACUCAGGUCACGUGAUGACUUCGCUCUGAAAAUGUAUACAAGCAGACGACAGGUGUCCCAUCGACUUCCAAGUUUCAACAUUGUACAGUGAAUUCAUUGAGCAUCUGCAAGAUGAAGACCAGCGGACUGUACACCUGGACUGUUUUGAUGAUUCUGCAGAGUCUUGUGGCAGGUGCUGUCUCUAUGUCAAGCAUUUCUCGACAAUACCUACCUGAAAGGUAUCAGGAAGAGGGGGAUAACUCUCAUCACCAUGACGGGGCACAUAACUCUGUUUUCUCACUUGUCUGCUAUUAUUCUAUUGGACAACCAUAUCAAGGGCUUCUGCCUCCAAAUAUAAAUGUCUCAUUCUGUUCCCAUGUAAUAUUUCUUGGAACGAUUAUCCAAAACUCUCAGGUGACAGCGGCGAGUGAGAUAGAUGUUGAACUAUACUUCAAGAAAGUUGUACUUUUGAAGAAAAUGAAACCAUCAUUGAAGGUCUUAUUGUCCAAUGGAGGCAACUUUUCCCAGGUUUUAAAUACACAAGAAAACAGAACCAGAUUUGCUGAAACUGCGGUGCCAUUAUUGAGGAAAUAUGGUUUUGAUGGCCUUGACCUUGACUGGGAGUUCCCUGCAUGGAAUGGUCUUCCAGCUCAACAGAAACACAACCUGACCUUGGUCGCACAGACUAUCAGAGCGACUUUUGAAGCUGAACUCGACAACAUGGCGUCGACCGCCUUCUUCUCACAAUGGCGGUCAGUGCAGUCGAUGACAUGCUGGCUCCAAUCUAUGAGAUAUUACAAGCACCUCAGUUGGUUAGAAAAUUGUUUGAGGGAGCCUAAUGAAAGUUCGAACAAGAAAUGUGUGGACUUCGUUAACGUGAUGACCUAUGACCUCCACUUCUACAACAAACUCAUCCCUCUAACAGGCCACAACAGCCCACUGUUCCACGGGGAUGAAGUCUUGGAUGAAACAGUUUUCAAAAAUAAGACGUUUUCGUGGGCGGCGACGGCCUGGGUGCGAGGGGGCAUGAGGAAGGACCAGGUGAUGACCGGCAUCCCUACAUAUGCUCAUACCUUUAACCUGUUGUUUGAAGAAUGGCACGAUGUUUAUGCCCUUGCCACAGGAGUCGGGAAGAUUGGUGAUUUCCUGAAUUAUGAUAAUGUUUGUCAACUCAUAAAGAAUAACAGUACAACUGUAGUCUGGGAUGACAAGAGUAAGGUCCCCUACCUGUACCAGGGGACGCUGUGGGUGUCUUACGACAACGUUCGUAGCGUGACACUUAAGACUCAGUAUCUUCUUCAGCAGGGGUUCGGAGGGGCCAUGGUCUACUCACUCAACUGUGAUGAUUACAAAGGAACCUGUGACGGGAAGACAACGUGGCCGCUGUUCAAAGCUAUCACUGCUGCUAUAAAAGACUUCCAGAAAGAUAGGACAUAGAUUAUUAUAGCUGACUUCAUCGCCAAAGUGCUCUGUUAUCUAUGUCAUAUGGAAAAACAUAAACAUGCCUUGUGGUAAACAUUUGAAGUUCAAUUUUAUCGUUUUUAACUCAGGGAUGAACACACUUCUUCUAUGCUAUCAUUCUUUAAUAUUCUGGAAGGAGAACACCUCAUCUUUAGACCAUGAUGUACAGUUGUUACCUCCUGCUGCCGAGACUGAGAAUUAGAAACAUCUUGUUUCGACCACUUAUUUUAUUUUUCCACAUUUGCCAACAUGCUGUGUUUUGAGUGAACAUAUGUAUUAAAGAAGCAUCUUUUUUUGAUAAUAUUUUAAAAUUAGUACAAGAGGUUUUAGGGACCUGUUUCAUGCCUUGUAAUUAAGCUCAUUCACUAUAAGCCGUUUUCUUUAAUGUUGAAAGAUCCGGGUUAGAACUGAUCUUCAGUAACCCAUGCUUGUCAGAUACUGAUAAUUUGAACUACCUAAUAUACCUUAUCUGCCUUGAUAUUGAAAUAUAUUUUGGAUUUUAUGAUAGUAUUGAAACGUUACAUUCCUGAAUUAUUUUUGUUACAGUGAAGUGAAAGAUUGUUGGGCAUUCUUAGGGCAAUAUAUAUGUACAUGUAUAUAUGGGUAUCAAGUAUUCGCCAUUUAUGAUGACUUCUUCUUAUAGUACCAGUUAUUGUUGCUCUAAGAUUUUCUAAGAUUUUGUAUGUUUUGAUGUGUGAUCUUUCAAUACAAUAUAUCAUAUAACAACUGAA
This is a messenger RNA of Haliotis rubra (blacklip abalone), 2180 nucleotides long. Its product is annotated as acidic mammalian chitinase-like. Gene Ontology annotation, cellular component: extracellular region. Gene Ontology annotation, biological process: chitin catabolic process; carbohydrate metabolic process. Gene Ontology annotation, molecular function: chitin binding; chitinase activity. The transcript has 10 exons. The coding region runs from base 121 to 1425 and encodes 434 amino acids. The record is from RefSeq and is a predicted model, not a curated record. NCBI's taxonomy places the organism in Eukaryota, Metazoa, Mollusca, Gastropoda, Lepetellida, Haliotidae.